Messenger RNA from Fusarium odoratissimum NRRL 54006, 1764 nucleotides. RefSeq lists its product as uncharacterized. The transcript has a single exon. Bases 686 to 1543 code for a protein of 285 amino acids. NCBI's taxonomy places the organism in Eukaryota, Fungi, Ascomycota, Sordariomycetes, Hypocreales, Nectriaceae. The record is from RefSeq and is a predicted model, not a curated record.
GAUUCAUGCCAAGUUGAGUAUAAAUCAGGAGCUCAUGUGUCAGUUGGAUAACUCGGCCAACCGUUGAGAGUGGGUAGAAACGGGAUGGACAGGAAUACAACCUCCGGGCCGGUCUCGCACUGACUCUCUAUUAGGCAGUGCAACGGAUAACGGAUGAUCAGGUUGAAGAAAAACAGAGAUGCUGCUCUAAUAGUUUCCUCGUUCGCCUACUCCUUACAAGCAUUAACCUCAAACUAUCAUAAAGACUCGUUUAAGCUAUCCCCAGAAGAACUCGUCAGACUCUGAUAAAGCAAACUAGAGACUUGAUUACAUGACUAGCGGCUCUCGAUAUGUCCGUCAACUUCCUGAUCAGGUAUACCCGCUCUGAGCAUGAACCAUGUCGCCACUUGGCUUAGAGUUCGAGAACUUUGAACAUGUGCGCACUAGUUUCGUCUGCAUGGCGAUCUGCCGGUACACUAAUAAGUCGAUAUGUACCUGACUGGCUGACUGUGUGAUAUUUCUGUUCCUCUACAGCCGUUUCAGUCCCCUUUCUUGCUCUUCAACAUGCCAGACAUUGAUUGAGAUAACGACUUAUAUGUACAGUAGGUAGUCGUCAAUCCGCAAAUAUUGCCACCGCUACACGCUAUACAUCAAACCCUACCCUUGUCGUCGACUUGUUCCAGAACAACCAGAAGAAUCAUCCACCAUGGCCAGCACACUGGGAGACCACGAUGGCUCCAUGCCACAUUAUAGAGUUCCAGGAACCGCUAGGUCUUCAACGGCUGCUUCGACGACAUCUUCCUCCACAAGAAUUGCCCUCUUCAACUCCCUCACUCCAUCCAGUACAGCCCUGGUCAGCGAGUGUGUGGAUACACCAUAUCGCCCAAUACCAAAAACCUUGAAGAUAUCUUGGCAAUGGAACAAACUGCGAACUUUCUUUCUCGGCAAUGAUGGCUGCUCAAAGAUGUUUGCUGUAUCAGAACACUCUGGACUUUUUGGCCGAAACUCAGGUUCGCCUUGUCUUCUCCUCCACAACGGACCAACCGGAAAGGACGAAAUACUAGCAGCAGCUGGCGAGACGCUGCGGGACGGGUUAUCUGACCCAGGUGUUGUAGAGAGUAUUGUCAAUGUAUCCGCAGCCCCUGGGUCAGACAUCGAUACUAGGGUUGCCACUGAAAUCGUACAGGCACUAUACGAUGAAACCGAGCAGUGCGUGGUAUUCCGAUGGGCAAUAGAAACAAAGCAAGCAGAGACAGUCCAAGACUGCAGCUUUAUUCGGGAAGAAUUCGAGUGGUCCAUGACACCGCUCCAAGCGGCCAAGGAUCCUAAAUACUGUCACGAAUUCAAGCUUUACCGAACUGGAGAUAUGAAGGCGCCAUUGGAAUACCUCGCCAUGGCCUCGUGGAAGGAGGCAGCAUGGAAGACAUGCAAGAUUGAGUUCUCUGAUAAAGCAAUGCAGCAGAACUUUGGAGAUCGGUGGUCUCUAAUGGUGGUGAUGUCUGCCUUGAGAAUGUGGCAGCUCGGUCGAACAGGACAAGCAUCUUUGGAGUAUGUAUCGAACUGAUACUGCUCAUUUUACUUUGUAUCUUAGCGUUAUUGUAUUUACCAAAAGUAGAACCGCACAUAAGUGUGUAAUAGAGAUUAUAGAUUUAAUGAUGACCACAUGCAGUGUAAGGCUGUGAACAUAGCGAUACGAUUGCCUUGCACUUACGCUUUGUUACAUGCAUCCUUGCUUCGAGAACAUUGCUCCUUAUGGCAAGAUUGAACAAGGGGAGACAAACUCAC